Messenger RNA from Knipowitschia caucasica, 819 nucleotides. The record is from the annotation of a GenBank genome assembly. Lineage: Eukaryota; Metazoa; Chordata; Actinopteri; Gobiiformes; Gobiidae.
AUGAUGUCGGUCUGCUACGGCCGCACUGACGCCGUGGUGUUCUCUGGAGCCGCCACCGGAGACGUUUACAUCUGGAAGGACGCGCUGCUGCUCAAGACCGUCAAGGCCCACGACGGCCCCGUGUUCGCCAUGUUCUCCCUGGACAAGGGUUUUGUGACCGGAGGAAAGGACGGCGUGGUGGAGCUCUGGGACGACAUGUUUGACCGCUGUCUGAAGACGUACGCCAUCAAGAGGGCGGCGCUGUCCCCCGGGUCCAAAGGGCUGCUGCUGGAGGACAACCCCUCCAUCAGAGCCAUCACUCUGGGACACGGACACAUCCUGGUGGGGACCAAGAACGGAGAGGUCCUGGAGAUCGACAAGACGGGCCCCAUGACUCUGCUGGUCCAGGGCCACAUGGAGGGGGAGGUGUGGGGUCUCUGUCCUCACCCUCUGCUCCCGAUCUGUGCCACCGUGAGCGACGACAAGACUCUGCGUCUGUGGGAGACGUCUGCGAACCACCGCAUGGUCGCGGUGCGCAAGCUCAAGAGAGGAGGCCGCUGCUGUGCCUUCUCCCCCGAUGGGAAGGCUCUGGCCGUGGGGCUGAACGACGGAGGAGUGUUGGUGGUCAACGCAGACACUCUGGAAGACCUCAUCAGCUUCCAUCACCGCCGAGACGCCAUCUCUGACGUCCGCUUCAGCCCAGACGUGGGGAAGUACCUGGCAGUGGCCUCUCAUGACAGUUUCGUGGACAUCUACAACGUCCUGAGCAGUAAACGAGUGGGAACCUGCAAAGGAGCCUCCAGCUACAUCACACACAUCGACUGGGACGUCCGAGGUUAG